AUGGCGUCCAACUCCGCCCUCUCGCAGACAAUUCAAUCGCUGACUCUCAGCAAGAUCCGCGAGUUGGAGAAUCUGCGCAACACUUGUCAGUCGCGUAAAUCUGUGAUCCUCAGGUCAAUUGCAGCCUGUGACGAUUGGUUUGACAGAUUGACAUAUCUCCUGGCUGGCACCAAGGAGCUGCAUCCCGGCGCCUCUAAGGAUGUCACCGUCGGUCAUAUCGAACGAUGGCUUGAUAAAGCUAGAUACGACUCGUCAAUUCCAUCGAAGAUGAUAGAGGCAACCCCCAAAGCCAAGGAUGAUUCUGACGACGAAGAUUUUCUGGUUGUGGAAGAACGCCAAAAGCAACGUCUUCAGCAAUUAUGCGACCAGUCCGAAGCGGUCGUCUUUGAGCCACGUGAGACUAACGAACAGGAGAUCCAUGCCUUUCUUGAAGAUCUCUUCCUUGAGGAUGAGGGGAAGCGUGCGCUGAGCAAACUACGUAGCUCUGUUAAGGACAGAUGCAAAACAAUUUGGACAGCUGAGGAACCAUUCAACCGGAUUUCAUUGUCCAAUUUCAUUAAUGGCCUGCUGACUCAGGAGCUGCUGAGUGACGGGAAGCGAGCCAUGCUCAAAGACUUCCUGGACAACGAGGUCGCUAUGACCGAGAUUGCAGAUGUCCUGAAUAUGCGAUACGCAGACUUGAAGAACUGGGACCACGAAGUUGAUGGAGGUGAAACUGAUAUCAAACUUACGGAAGAGGUCUCUAAUGCUCUGGAAAAGGUGGAGUCUCGGAUCGAUUAUCCCGUGGAGGAUAACGAACUUAAAUGGAUUCUGCAACUGUAUGCUCAAGAGCCGCUGAGACUGCUUGGGGGUUUGAGUCUGGUGGACAAGCGGUUCUUGCCUGUUGGAGCGUUGGCGAUGGUCAAGGGGAAGAGGGUCACCUGGCAGAUGGUGUUGUAA
Aspergillus fischeri NRRL 181 is the source of this 939-nucleotide messenger RNA. RefSeq lists its product as uncharacterized. The transcript is spliced from 2 exons. The coding region runs from base 1 to 939 and encodes 312 amino acids. The record is from RefSeq and is a predicted model, not a curated record. Lineage: Eukaryota; Fungi; Ascomycota; Eurotiomycetes; Eurotiales; Aspergillaceae.